Messenger RNA from Suillus discolor, 5007 nucleotides. RefSeq lists its product as uncharacterized. Bases 1 to 5007 code for a protein of 1668 amino acids. Lineage: Eukaryota; Fungi; Basidiomycota; Agaricomycetes; Boletales; Suillaceae. The transcript has 23 exons. The record is from RefSeq and is a predicted model, not a curated record.
AUGCCAUCUUGUCCAUUAUGCCCGUCGCCUGGUACCCAGGCAACCUCCUUAACUGAAUUGGAAACGCACAUCAAAAUGAAGCAUGUAGUAGCGGGAAUAAGUUGUAAAUUCUGCCAGAAGGACCUCAAGAAUAAUGCUGCGCUAAUUCAACAUCUCGCAUCUAAGAGGCAUUACAAAUGCAAAGCGGGAUGUUCUCUGACAUUUAUGACAACCACAGAGCUCAGCACGCACGUCAGGGUGGAUCAUAACGCAGGACCUAAAGACCCUCCUGCAGCUGCCAGUAAAGCCAAAGCCACAAUCCCGGUCACGUUCCCCUGUGGCCCCUGUGGCAUGGACUUUAGCUUCUCCUCGUCUGGCGCUCUUGAAGAACACCAGUCGAUCAGCCAUCCUGUGCCCAAAGCACAACCCAGCGUUUGUUUGGGAUGUUCCAUGUGCAAGCAGACAUUUACCUCCGCAGACGAACUGUAUGGUCAUAUUCGCGUCGCCCAUCCCCUCGAAACAUCGGCCAAGAAAUGCAUACACCCGCGCUCAGCAACUGCGGGCUCCGAAGAAGGGCUUCAGCGCCACUACUUGCAGUCUUCAAAAGAUGCCCACCCGAAAUGUGUCGAGUGUGAUCUUGGGUUCAAAAACGACGCACAUCGCCAAACAUCCCACCCAGAGCCGCCCCGCCCUGUUUCUCCACCAGCUUCCUAUCGUUGUCUUUUGUGUAACAAUGUCUUCAAGCUUCAGUUGGCAUUGGAUGACCACACGGCCGCGAAACACUCUUUUCACUGUCUUUUGUGCAACGAUGUGUUCAAGCUUCAGUCAGCGUUGGAUGACCACACGGCCGUGAAACACUCUUUUCACUGUCUUUUGUGCAACGAUGUGUUCAAGCUUCCGUCAGCAUUGUAUGACCACACGGUCGCGAAACACUCUUUCACCUGCGGAAUGUGCGAAUUUAUUUGUCCGGAGGAGGAAGUUCUCAGGGAGCACAUCGCUUCAGCGCACUCGUGCCCCAUUUGUCAUGAGGGCAUCUUCGCAAACAUAGACCUUUUAAACGAGCACCUCGCGGAUCACGCUGCUCCCUAUCGUUGUACGCCGAUGAAGAAGGCCUACGUCAGCACCACAGAGAGUCCCCAGAUGUCAUACAUCCGUCCUCACACAGAAACGAUUCACCCUCAGAUACCCUGUCACCUGUGUGAUGGGGCAUUAUUUGAUCCUGGAGAGCUUUCUAUGCACUACUUGACAUCUCGCAACCAUCCCGUGUGCGACAAAUGUCAAGUCGGAUUCAGCGAUCAAGCUGAAUUUGCUAUGCACGGCGCAACAGAACAUCCAGAGGCAUAUUGCCACCUAUGCCAGUGGCAGUUUGAGUGCUCCGAGUCGUUGCAGAAUCACAUCCGACACUUCGUAGCACACCCCAAGUGCAUGGACUGUGAACUGAGAUUCGCAGAUGCGGAUGCCUAUCAACACGUUGGUUUUCUUUCUGGCCACGCAGUGGCGAGCCUGCAACAAGGCAAGAUUUCGACCCCGAUGCUUUGGAUAAUGUCCCUUUUCUCCCAAUCGAGUCGAACUCGACAUGGGGUUUUUCUGUUGAUCAUGAUCCUCCCCUAUGCCCCGUCCGUCCCCUUGCCUCCGAGUGCCAGUGGAUACUCCAGCCCCCUGUCCCAGAGGGUUCUAACACGUUCUAGUGUGGGAUCGCGGUCGUCCUCCAGGACGCUUUCGCCGCCUCCGAUCUGUGGCAUCAAAGUCUCACAGCUGGAGACUGGGCAUACCAUGGAUCAUUCCGAAUCCCCAGACUUUGAGCACUCGCCGCUUUCCAAUGUACCUGCAGUUGGUACACCAUUGAUAUCAAGCACAGACUUCCGUAGCCCCUUCAGUCCGCGCCCGGACCCUCCAGCACUCUUUCCUUCUCAGGAACUGAAUGGCGCCAGUCACAGCGAUCAAGAAUCUACUGCUUCUGCAAGGUCACCUGAGACAAACUCUCCGGUGAUAAAACUUCCCGAGAACGGCGCAUCGCCGAUGUCGAGCUCUGGGUGGUCCACAUUAAGUGGCGAGGAUGCGUCGAGGAUGUCAGACAAAUCGGAUGACUCACCAAGUCAUCGACCGGUGGGCCUUGGUGUGCCUAUGCUUCGCUUGCAAGUACCUGUGCCUAACGGGGGUUCUCAGACAGCCAGUAUUUUGGCGACGCCAAGCUCCAUUUCACCCGAGUCUGCAGGCAUGGAUAUUUCUGCGAAUGUGACCCCCGACUACUUGCGGGAAGCUCGUGCAUAUCUUGCUGUGACUCAUCCAGGACAAGCACCUUCGACUGUGAAUCAUCUUCAUAGCCCGGCCAUGACGUCCCCCAGUUUGACUUCGAUCAGCCUCACCACAGCCUCUCGCGAGCGACGCCGUGAAGUACGAUUUGAGGAUAGUAUUAUGUCGGAGCCGUUGUGGGAAAACCAAUCAUCUGACUCGACCGAUUCCUCCUUCGAUCCUCCUGUGCUUCAAGGCAGGCGAAAAUACGGCGUACAAAAGAAAUCAGAUUUAGAGUUGACAAUGAGCACAGGUGCCAGCAAACUUCCUCGUUUUGCACCACUCAAACCGGGACGAGUUGCGGGAAGGAAUGGGGAUUUGUCGACGGGAGACAUGCGAGGAUCUGACGACAACGACUUGUGGACACCUGUUCUGCAACGCUAUUCGGGUCUUGCCUGUCUGUCGUGCAUUGUCGUGGAGUACCGAUUUCGACGCUGUGUUGCACUCAUAUCAGCCUCAAACAUCAACUCGUAUUGCGUGUGGGCACUUGAAGACAAUUCGAAAGUUGUGACACUUCUCUCUCCCAUUGUCCGAGAGAACUGUCUCGCGUAUACCCAUCUUUCCCUCCGUCGGCAACUGCAGCAUCUUCAGGCCUGGUGGUGGUGUGACAGGAAUUUCAACAGUGUCGACGCGAGUCGAAGCACGGGUUUGAGUGCACUCACUGCGACCGUGUGUUCAAGACUUCAGACGGAAGAGACCAGCAUGAGAGAACAAAGCAUUGCUUCUCUUGCGGCAUUUGCGAUCGACAAUUCAGCUCUGAAGAAGCCUUGGAUCAACACAAUAGAACGAAGCAUUGCUUCCCUUGCGGCAUUUGCGAUCGACAAUUCAGCUCUGAAGACGCCUUGGAUCAACAUAAUAGAACGAAGCAUUGCUUCCCUUGCGGCAUUUGCGAUCGACAAUUUAGCUCCCAAGAAUCCCUGGAUCAACACAAUGAGGCUAAGCAUUCUGGAUACGAAUGCAGAUACUGCGAUAAAGAAUUUACGUCCGAUGGGGCCCGUAUCCAGCAUCAGAAUGCGAAGCAUGGAUCCCACCCACACACUGUUUAUGCACCUUCCUGCGACUGCUCCUGUAGAGCAGCCUAGUGUAUCCAUAUUCGGUGCUUCAUUCACGCAGAAACCCACCCCAGAACAUCCUGAUGAUAAGGAUGUCUUGAUGACGCAGUCACCAAAGGUGGAGGUCGCUGCACCCAACCCGGUGGCGAAUUUCGCAUGUGGAACCUGUGGAAAACCUGUCGCAACGAUCGUAGCUCUGGAGGCCCACGAGUCGCAGCAUAGAGUUGAUUCAUGUGCUUGCACAAUCUGCGAGAGAGCUGAAAGGCCUUGCAAUUGCAAUAUUUGCAAGCGCACCAACACCUCGACAGUAUCGGUGAAUGAGAAAGUUCCUGAUCGUGUUGUGACUAGCGAGCCCGAAGAAAACACGUUGCCUACGGAUCCACUUGGGGCUAUCGAACCUAAGGUAGUCGAGGACUCUUUGGUUGGGUCCUGUGAUUUGGUCAUGACCCUGGAAUCCCAAGGAGCUACCGAUCUAUCAGUUGAUUGUAGCGUUCCAGUGCAGGGCAUGUACUUGCAGGAUCAACAAUCCUUGGUAGAAUUGGAAAGCGAAUUGUGCACAAAGCACUCGACUUCCGCCCAGACACCAUUACCCUUACAUCACGAGCACCACAGUCUUGAUGAUCCAAUGUGUCCUUCUGAUGUUGCUAUGAAAUUAACGGAGGAAUCUAACGUUAUCAACCCCCAAUCGGGUUUUGCAUCCAUGGAAUGCGACACCAUUCCUUGCCAUCCGAAUGUGCUAGAGCAACAUUCUGCACUCGAUGCUCACGCCAUCGUACAAGAUUCAGCAGUUUAUGAACGCAUGGGUUCAAGCCAACCUGACUUUUCUCUUGAGUUGACUUAUCCGGAAACCCAAGAUCACAAUAUGUCCCCUCCCGAGACACCCAACGACCACCCGACAGUUCUCGACAUAGACAUGAGCCACGAGCAGGUCGAUAACCCUCUAGAGCGUGACCCCCUCGUUCCUGGAUUGGAACCUGAUUUCACGUCCUCAUCACUCUCGACAGAAUCCCCUGCAAAUAGCAUACUUGUACCCGUGCAAGUCCACUCUCCCCAUGUUCGCAUCUCUGAGCUGCAGCCUCUCACUGAGUCAGGCGAGCCUUUCGUUCGCAACCUUGUUCCUUCUCCGACCCCAUCUGAGCAUGGUAGCUGGGGGUCGCGUAGAAUUACUCAGGAUGAUCACUUGCAUUCCGAAAACCGUCCUCUACACUCUCCGAUGACUUCUGAAGGUUCCACUGGUUAUUUCUCCGAUGCCGAUCGCUCCUCGACUCCAUCAAGCCCUCUUUCUGACCAUUCCAUUGUCUUCGUAUCUGCGAACUCCAUACCCGAGUACGUUAGAGAGAACCGUGCAUAUCUGGUUGCAACAAGCGCUCCGUCCCAACCUUCCUCAGCAGCGUCUAGUUGUGUCCGUUUACCCUCAGUGGUCACUUCGUUGGAGUCUCUGCCAGAUCAAAAUGAUCAUGCUGAGGUGCCCUCUGCCGCCACGAACGGCCAAUCUCCCCUCUACUGCAGAAUUUGUCUUCGAGAUCCUUGCGAUGAUCCGACUGCGACGAUGUGCGGCCAUAUCUUUUGUAACAGUUUUCCUAUCCAAGUGGCGUACAUUCAUUGCGCACCGCUAAGCAGUAUCAUAGCACUUGUUCAACGUCGCAUGGGAAAUUCCAUUGCAAACUUGACUGAAUUCAAUUGA